AUGACGGUGUUUACCUACAACACCGAUAGGAAGCUUUAUUCACGUUUCUCACGCAACCACGAGCUUGGGAUCAUGAUCAAGGACAGCAGUCUGAUAAUUUGGCUGUUCGGCACAGAAAUCGAGUUGGACUACGUGCUCUCCUUACAUAACUGGCAUUAUUUAUGUUUGACGUGGCACAGUGCUCACCAUAAAGCAAAUAUCUACGUGAAUAAGACGCAGAUACAUACCAAAUUCCUAGUGCAGGAUUACAAACUCUUCCCAAAUGGGAGCCUGCUACUUGGUCAGAGUCAUAAGCGGAGACCUGACCGGCUGCAAGUGGACCUGGAUAUGGCGUUUGUGGGGGAAUUAUACAUGUUCAAUCUGUGGAAUUACAUAAAAAGGCACCAGAUAUUAAAUCUCGGAUGUGAAGAUGGCAACAUUAUUAGCUGGAACAGCCAACAGUGGGACUUCAUGGGCUUAGACUUGGAGUACGACUACUUACUGCCUUGUUCUACUGGUUUACAUGAUAAUACAUCUGCAGUCUUGAACACAACAGCUGCUUCCAGGACAACUAAUAUCGCAUCGACACCAUCCAGUUCAGCAGGUACCAGAAACAAAUUUGACACAGUAACGACAUUUUCUUCAUCCAGCACGCCAGCCACUUCCAACACAACUAAUAUCACAUCCAGUGAAUCCACUUUAGCAGCUCCUUCUAACAGAACUAAUAUCACAUCCACAUCAUUCGUCCCAACAGUGAUAGCCACUGACAGGGUGAUGCCAUCUUCUCCAACCAGCACAUCAGCUCCUUCCAGCACAACUAAUAUCACAUCCACACCAUCCAGUUCAGCAGGUACCAGAAAUAAAUCUGACACAGUGACGACAUCUUCUUCAUCCAGCACGCCAGCCACUUCCAACACAACUAAUAUCACAUCCAGUGAAUCCACUUUAGCAGCUCCUUCUAACAGAACUAAUAUCACAUCCACAUCAUUCGUCCCAACAGUGAUAGCCACUGACAGGGUGAUGCCAUCUUCUCCAACCAGCACAUCAGCUCCUUCCAGCACAACUAAUAUCACAUCCACACCAUCCAGUUCAGCAGGUACCAGAAAUAAAUCUGACACAGUGACGACAUCUUCUUCAUCCAGCACGCCAGCCACUUCCAACACAACUAAUAUCACAUCCAGUGAAUCCACUUUAGCAGCUCCUUCUAACAGAACUAAUAUCACAUCCACAUCAUUCGUCCCAACAGUGAUAGCCACUGACAGGGUGAUGCCAUCUUCUCCAACCAGCACAUCAGCUCCUUACAGCACAACUAAUAUCACAUCCACACCAUCCAGUUCAGCAGGUACCAGAAAUAAAUCUGACACAGUGACGACAUCUUCUUCAUCCAGCACGCCAGCCACUUCCAACACAACUAAUAUCACAUCCAGUGAAUCCACUUUAGCAGCUCCUUCUAACAGAACUAAUAUCACAUCCACAUCAUUCGUCCCAACAGUGAUAGCCACUGACAGGGUGAUGCCAUCUUCUCCAACCAGCACAUCAGCUCCUUCCAGCACAACUAAUAUCACAUCCACAUCAUCCAGCUCAGCAGGGACCAGAAAUAAAUCUGACACAGUGACGACAUCUUCUUCAUCCAGCAUGCCAGCCACUUCCAACAACACUAAUAUCACAUCCAGUGAAUCCACUUUAGCAGCUCCUUCUAGCACAACUAAUAUCAUAUCCACAUCAUUCAUCCCAACAGGUAACAUCUACCAAAUUUCCGGGUGGAUUAAGUCACCUUCAGAUCAAAUGGAAGAUGUUUACCAGCAGUUCAGAAAUCAUCUAUGCGAACUUUUUUGUAAAUACUCAUUAGAAAAUAAUGGGAAUGCAACUGUGAAGACUCCGAGCAUGAAUUCAACGUGCAGAAACAACUCAGUCCAUACUCCAAGUGCUUUUGAGAUCAUUCAGGUUUACUGUAAUGUUACUAAAUUUAAUUGCAGUGGGUUUAACUAUGAAAUCACAAUAAGAUUGACUAAUGAGAGCAUCGUCAAUAUAUCUCAAAUCCUGGAAGAUAUAAAAGAAUUUGACCCAAAUUCUUUAUUUAUAAAGAAAUUCAUUGAAGAUCUCAAAAUCUUCCCUCCUACAAGAUCCACUUCUGAAGCAGAGGCCAAUGGGACUCCUGAUUUUAAGGAAUCCAGUGAAGAAAUACCACACCGGAGUACCUAA
Molecule: messenger RNA, 2181 nt
Organism: Callorhinchus milii (elephant shark)
Lineage: Eukaryota; Metazoa; Chordata; Chondrichthyes; Chimaeriformes; Callorhinchidae
Product: flocculation protein FLO11-like
Exons: 27
Coding region: 1-2181 (726 amino acids)
Source: RefSeq, a predicted model, not a curated record